AGAAAAGGAGGGAAUGAAUGUCGAGCUGGCAACUCCCCAGAUCAGCCAGGAGAGAGGAGCCGAGGUCUCUCUCCCCUCCUGGAGCAAGUUACAGCCCCGGAGAGAGAUGCCAGCGUGCGAUCUUGACUGGAUUGUUUGGGUCUUGUCUGCUGACUGUUAAUGAUUUGCGGCGGAAGCUACCCGCACAGGAGAGGGAUUUUGCAGAGCAGCUGAGCCAGCAAAGCCGAGCUCUAGCACCGCCCCCCACCCCCCUUCGUCCCAGGCUGCCCGCGCUUCCCACCCCGCUCUCUAGACAGCGGCUGCUCGGCGGCGUCUGGCUCCAAAUGGACGCGGAGGAUGCCCCCGGCCCGCGGGCAGCGUCGGAAACAGCAGCCGCUGCCGCGGCUGCAGCAGCGCCUCGGAGGUCGCCCCUCAGCCUCUGGCUUGGGAUCAAAGACAAACUCUGCACUUGUCAUAUUUUGAAAACACUUGCGCUGGGUCAGAUGCUUUCCUUGUUUAUCUGUGGGACUGCUGUUGCAAGCCAGUAUUUAGCGGAACAGUACAAAGUGAACACUCCAAUGCUACAAAGUUUUAUCAACUAUUGUUUGCUUCUUCUAGUUUAUACGACUAUGUUGGCAUUUAGGAGAGGCAGUGACAGCCUUUUGCAAAUUCUGAAAAGGAAAUGGUGGAAGUAUAUUCUGUUGGCACUAGUGGAUGUCGAAGCUAAUUACACAAUUGUAAAGGCUUACCAGUAUACAACCCUAACGAGUGUUCAGCUACUGGACUGCUUUGGGAUCCCUGUGUUGAUGGCUCUAUCAUGGUUCAUUCUGCGCGCAAGAUACAGACUCAUCCAUUUCAUAGCUGUUGCUGUCUGUCUGUUGGGUGUGGGAGCUAUGGUUGGUGCAGACAUAUUAGCUGGGAGGCAGAACAGUGAAGGAAGUGACGUGGUGGUUGGCGAUGUCUUAGUUCUGCUGGGUGCUUCUUUGUAUGCCAUUUCUAAUGUGAGUGAGGAGUACAUUGUGAAAAAUCUGAGCAGAGUGGAGUUUCUAGGAAUGGUGGGCUUGUUUGGGACUAUUAUCAGCGGUCUACAGCUAGCCAUUGUGGAACACACGGACAUAGUUCACAUUCAGUGGAACUGGAAAAUUGUGUUACUAUUUGUGGCUUUUGCCUUCUGUAUGUUUGGGCUGUAUAGUUUCAUGCCAGUAGUGAUUAAAGUUACUAGCGCUACUUCUGUCAACUUGGGCAUUCUGACAGCUGAUCUCUACAGUCUUUUCUUUGGACUGUUCCUGUUUGGCUAUAAGUUUUCAGGUCUCUACCUCCUGUCCUUUGGUGUCAUUAUGGUGGGCUUCAUUUUGUACUGUUCUACUCCAACUCGAACAGCAGAAGAAGCCACAACCAGUUUACCACAACCAGCCAGCAUUGGAUUUGAUAACCUUGGACUAAAAAUUGAGGACAACCACCAGGAAACUCCUGCUGCUACUGUACAGUUUACUAAAGAAGAAAAUGUGCGGGUGAACACGGGUUAGAAAACUAGCAGCAUUUUAAAGGAAGCCUUUAUACUGCCAAAAUUAUCCUCAAUAUUGAUAUGGAGAACUGCUCUGUUUCCAAGAGUGAACAUCAUGCUGCAUUUGUUUUAGUACACUGGAUAAACACUUAGCUCUUAAAGCCAGAUCCCCAAUCAAUGAAGCUAUGUUAAUCUAAUCCAGCUGAAGAUCUGUCCCUUAAAGUGAAAUAGAAAAAUAUCUGGAAGCCUCUGGGAAGUGACAGAACCUCAUGUUCAGAAAGUUUGAUUAAUUUAAGAGGAAAUGCCUUACAAAGAUGAAGCUAAAGCUAGCUCUCAGGUCACUAGCUGGAGCAGAAAUCCUUUGUUGUGUGUUAAUUAUUAAGGGCCCAAUCCUGCAAGGUGCUAAGGGAUAAGGGAUCUGCUCCCAUUGAAAUAAGUGGGAUUUGAGAGCACUCGGCACUUCUCAAGAAGCCCUCAGCACCUUGCAAGAUCUAGCUCUACAUGCCAUCAUAUAUAUGUUUACAAUGUUGUAGCUGUGUUGGUCCCAGGAUAUGAGACACAUAAGGUGGGUGAGGUAUAUCUUGUAUUGGACCAGCUUCCGUUAGUGGAAAGGACAAGCUUUCAAGCUUCACAAAGCCCUUCCUCAGGUCUCAGGAAGGAAGUGCUUUGUGAAGCUUGAAAGCUUGUGCCUUCCACUAACAGAGACUUGUCCAAUAAAAGAUAUUCCUCAUCCCCCUUCUCACUCUCUCUCAUAAUACCUAUGUACAUCUACCAAGUGAUGUAGGGCCUCAUUCCUUCCCAGGAGCCACAUGCAAAAUUGGCAGUCCAAAUUUUUUUUUUUUAAAAAAAGGGGGAGAUGCCGCUAAGUGAACAUGGGUGCGGAUGCUGCUGGUGCCCCACAUCAGCUCAUUCUUUGUAACAAUGAUCUCUGGCUCUCCAAAAUGCUAAGUACUUUUGUUAGACUUGUAAUUAAUUUGUCUUAAUUUGUGCCAUUUUUUUUUUCAUUUCUAAUCUAUGAUUAAAACUGAUCUAUCGCUACAUGAAAGUGAGGUUUUGAGAUUGUUUAGACAUUCUGUGGCCAGACUUGUAGGUGUAAAUUUGCAUAGUUCCACUGUGUCAAUUUACACCAGCUGAAGAUCUGGUUCUCGCUCUGUUUUUGCUUGUUGGAAUUUCACUUUCAGUUAAAGAUUGUAUUUAUUGAUUUUUACUGACCAAACUAUUUUUUAAACUAACAGAUUUUGUCUUAAAUGGUAAAUGAUCCUCUUUAGAAGAUACUGGGUAUCAAAUUACAAUGUGAUUGUUUUUUGUAUCGGUCUGUUGUAGUUCAUUUGAGCAAAGUGGUUUAUCCAAUUUUCUUCAGAGAUCACAAAAUAAAUAUUCAGUACACAGUGA
Molecule: messenger RNA, 2875 nt
Organism: Dermochelys coriacea (leatherback sea turtle)
Lineage: Eukaryota; Metazoa; Chordata; Testudines; Dermochelyidae
Gene: SLC35F2
Product: solute carrier family 35 member F2
Exons: 8
Coding region: 18-1505 (495 amino acids)
Biological process (GO): transmembrane transport
Cellular component (GO): membrane
Molecular function (GO): transmembrane transporter activity
Source: RefSeq, a predicted model, not a curated record